AAAAAGGGCCCACUCACACCGUCCCCGACCGACUCACCGGCCUCGCGUGCCGCACGAGCCGGAGCCGGGAGCGAUGGAGGAAGCAAAGGCGGCGGCGUACUACGACGAGCUCAACCGCAAGGGCGAGGGGGCCCGCCGCUUCAAGCAGGGGCUCGGCUUCUCCUCUUCCUCCGAUGCUACCUCCUUCCCCUCCAAGCCCACCGCAGCCUCCUCCUUCCUGUCGGGCUUUGUCCGCGCUGGCGCCGCCCCCGCCCCCACCCAACCCUCUAAUCUCGCCAAACCGCCGCCGCCGCAUUCUGAGCGCCCAUCGAGCACGCGGCCUUGCUCCCGUUCACCGCCUCCUUCGCGUUCCAGGACCCGGUCCAGGUCCAGGUCCCCGUCUCGCUCGAGCCGGCGCCGAUCGAGGUCCAGGUCCAGGUCCCGGUCGAGGGAGCGCAGGCGCCGGUCCAGGUCUAGGGAGAGGGAUCGCAGGUCUUCCCGGAGGCGCUCUAGGUCUCGGUCGAGGUCGCCUUCCCGUCGGAGUGGCAGGAGUUCGCUCUCGGAAGGCCGGCGGGACCGGCAUGGGGACCGACGGCACGACGACGGCCGUGAUAGCUCGAAGGCCCGCGGUGGUAGGGACGGCGGUAAAGUGGACUACUCGCGGCUCAUAGAAGGAUAUGAUAGAAUGACUCCAGCUGAGAGAGUUAAAGCAAAGAUGAAGCUUCAGCUCUCAGAGACAUCUGCAAAAGAUUCCACUCUCGGAACUGCAUCUGUGCGGUGGGAAAGAUUUGACUUUAAUAAGGAUGCUCCACUUGAUGAAGACAACGAUGAUGUUGAAGUUGCUAAUGAUGAUGCUUCACUGGUGAAGAAUAUUGGUAAGAGCUUCCGGCUUUCUGCUGUGGAGUCAAAGCAUGAAGAUAAAGUCAGGGAUGCGCAUGAGGAGGCUAUAUUUGGAGUACCUACAACUUCGUUUGUUAAUACUGAAGCUGAUGAGGAUGAGCUUAAAGCCAAUGAUGAGGACAAAGCUGAAGAUAUAGAAGCUCAACCCAGCAGUUCCCUCAUUAGUGACAAAGUUCUGGCAAUGCAGAAGGGUUCGUGGAGAGAACGGGCUCAGAAGUUGCGGCAGGACUCUAAUACAUGAAGUUUAUCCUCUCUGCCCUGCUCAAGUUCAACUUUGCUGGUGUGUAACUGUGACCUCUCAUAUUGUGAAGGAUCGAAGUUGAGAAUUUGUAACCAAAGUUGAACCCCUACCCCCCAUGUUGUAUGUAUCUGACUAUCUUCUGUGUAACGUACUCCUACUAACAGUAGAUUAUGGUAUUCUCUGCUUAUGGAUCAUUUGAACAUGAUAUUAAGGCACA
Molecule: messenger RNA, 1337 nt
Organism: Panicum hallii
Lineage: Eukaryota; Viridiplantae; Streptophyta; Magnoliopsida; Poales; Poaceae
Product: probable ATP-dependent RNA helicase DDX46
Exons: 6
Coding region: 74-1120 (348 amino acids)
Biological process (GO): alternative mRNA splicing, via spliceosome
Cellular component (GO): nucleus; cytoplasm
Source: RefSeq, a predicted model, not a curated record